CCCAGUCUGUCCUCAGAGUGUCUUUCCUCAUCCUAGGUGUCUUACCUGAUUCCCAGCCUGGGAAGCAGGGGCGGCCAUGGCACUGCUGAUUGGAGAUGGCCUGUGGUCCGUGGUCCUAUUCACAGCCGUCUUCCUGCUCCUGGUGGACCUGAUGCACCGACGCAAGUUCUGGACUGCCCGCUACCCUCCAGGUCCUGUGCCCCUUCCUGGGCUGGGCAACCUCCUGCAGGUGGACUUCGAGAACAUGCCGUAUAGUUUACACAAGCUUCGACAGCGCUAUGGUGACGUGUUCAGCCUCCAGAUGGCCUGGAAGCCCGUGGUCGUGAUCAAUGGACUGAAGGCGGUGCGGGAAGUGCUGGUGACCUGUGGAGAGGACACUUCUGAUCGCCCUCCAGUGCCCAUCUUUAAUCACCUGGGCUAUGGUCCCAAAGCAAAAGGAGUGGUAUUUGCACCUUAUGGUCAUGAAUGGCGAGAACAGCGGCGAUUCUCUGUGUCCACCAUGCGAGACUUCGGCCUGGGCAAGAAAUCCCUGGAGCAGUGGGUGACGGAGGAGGCUGGACACCUCUGUGACGCCUUCACCAAACAGGCUGGACAACCAUUUAAUCCCACCACCCUCCUAAACAAAAGUGUAUGCAAUGUGAUUUCAUCCCUUAUUUAUGCCCAGCGCUUUGAGUAUGAAGACCCUUUCUUCAACAGGCUGCUCAAAACCUUACAGGAAAGUUUUGGAGAGGACACUAGCUUCAUUGCAGAGGUGCUGAACGCAGUCCCGGUGCUCCUUCGUAUUCCUGGGCUGCCUGGCAAAGUCUUCCCCAAGACGACAGAGUUCAUGGACUCACUAGAUAAGAUGUUGAUUGAGCACAAGAAAACCUGGGACCCUGCCCAGCCACCCCAAGACCUGACACAUGCCUUCCUGGCUGAGAUGGAGAAGGCCAAGGGGAAUCCUGAGAGCAGCUUCAACAAUGGAAACCUGCGCACAGUAGUAAAUGACCUGUUCAUUGCAGGGAUGGUGACCACCUCAACCACACUGUCCUGGGCCCUGCUGCUCAUGAUCCUACACCCGGAUGUGCAGUGGCGCGUCCAACAAGAGAUUGAAGAAGUCAUAGGGCAGGUUCGGCGUCCAGAUAUGGCUGACCAGGCCCGCAUGCCCUACACCAAUGCUGUCGUUCAUGAAAUUCAGCGAUUUGCUGACAUCGUCCCAGUGAAUAUACCACACAUGACAUCCCGUGACAUUGAAGUACAGGGCUUCCUCAUCCCCAAGGAAGAGGUUGUGCAUGUGACCAUGGUAACCAGGGUACUGGCAGCCCCACCACAGUCCAUGUUCACACCAUAUGCCUCCUGCCAGGGAACGACCCUCCUCACCAACCUGUCCUCAGUGCUGAAGGAUGAGACUGUCUGGGAGAAGCCCCUCCGCUUCCAUCCUGAGCACUUCCUGGAUGCCCAGGGCCACUUUGUGAAGCAUGAGGCCUUCAUGCCAUUCUCAGCAGGCCGCCGAGCUUGCCUGGGUGAACCCCUGGCCCGCAUGGAGCUCUUCCUCUUCUUCACCUGUCUCCUGCAGCGCUUUAGCUUCUCGGUGCCCAGUGGACAGCCCCGGCCCACCGACCAUGGCAUCUUCACAUUGCCAGUUACCCCAACCCCUUAUGAGCUCUGUGCAGUUGUGCGCUAGCAAGGACAGCAGCUCCAUCCUUCCCUCCAGCUUGUGCUGAUUGAUGUCCAAUAAACCCGGUCUGUGACUGCCACUCAGA
This is a messenger RNA of Myodes glareolus (Bank vole), 1742 nucleotides long. The record is from RefSeq and is a predicted model, not a curated record. NCBI's taxonomy places the organism in Eukaryota, Metazoa, Chordata, Mammalia, Rodentia, Cricetidae.